AUGUAUACUUUUGAAAAAUUUGGAACCGAAGAAAAGUCUAUAUGGAAAUGUGACCAAUAUAAAAAAAUGAAAUGUAAAAGUCGUAUUCAUUCUCUUAAUAAUGAAAUACUUAAAGAAAUACAACACAAUCAUGUACAAGAUUGUGGAAAUAUUGAAGCUGCCAAAGCCGUUAAUUUAAUCAAAAAUAUGGCUACGCAAAAUGUGGAUUUGAGUACUCGCGCUGUAAUUAGCUCAGCUUCGACAUCUUUGACAAGUGCUGCUGCAGGGCAAAUGCCAUCAUUGUCUGUCUUAAAGAGAACAGUACAGCGUAUUCGACAAAAAGAACAAGCUACUCCACCAAACCCAAAAAGUUUAUUAGAAUUGAUCAUACCAGACGAUUAUAGAACAACAUUUGACGGAAAACCUUUUUUAUUGUUCGACAGUGGUCCUGUAGAAAAUAGAAUUUUAAUUUUCUCCACCAAAAAAAACCUACAACUUCUACAAAAAUGUGAACACUGGUUUGCUGAUGGCACUUUUUCUACGUCACCAAAUUUAUUUUACCAAAUUUACACUGUUCACGGAAUUAAAUUUAAUAAUGUUUUUCCAUCAAUAUUUGCAUUGCUACCAAAUAAAACUAAAACCACAUAUGUUAAUUUCUACAACGCAUUAAAAACAUUAAACGAAUCAUUAAAUCCAAAAUCAAUUAUGGUUGAUUUUGAAAAAGCUGUGAUUAAUGCGAUUCAAAGUGUUUUUACCAACACAUCAGUUCGUGGGUGCUUUUUUCAUCUAUCGCAAAGCAUUUGGAGACGCUUGCAAAACUUAGGAUUCCAAAAAAGGUACAUGGAAGACUCGGAAUUUGCUUUGCAAAUUAGAAUGAUGGCAGCACUUAGUUUUGUACCAGAAGAGGAUGUAGAAAAUGCCUGGAAUGAACUACUGGACUAA
Messenger RNA from Metopolophium dirhodum (rose-grain aphid), 921 nucleotides. RefSeq lists its product as uncharacterized. Lineage: Eukaryota; Metazoa; Arthropoda; Insecta; Hemiptera; Aphididae. Bases 1 to 921 code for a protein of 306 amino acids. The record is from RefSeq and is a predicted model, not a curated record. The transcript has 2 exons.